Molecule: messenger RNA, 2002 nt
Organism: Zychaea mexicana
Lineage: Eukaryota; Fungi; Mucoromycota; Mucoromycetes; Mucorales; Lichtheimiaceae
Product: fork head domain-containing protein
Exons: 3
Coding region: 39-1820 (593 amino acids)
Biological process (GO): regulation of transcription by RNA polymerase II
Molecular function (GO): DNA-binding transcription factor activity, RNA polymerase II-specific; RNA polymerase II cis-regulatory region sequence-specific DNA binding; protein binding
Source: RefSeq, a predicted model, not a curated record
GUUCUUUUAUUUUUCUUUUUUAAAAAAAAAGGUCGUCGAUGGUCAGCAGUAGCAACGCCAUGGCGCUUGACACACAUUCAGGCGAUUCAUCCACAAUUCAAAACACGGAGAAAACUUCCACAGUAUCAAACAACGACAAGCAGCAACAACAACAGCCAGGUACUGCGUCUGUCGAUUCUGGACCGGUACAAGCGUAUGCCAAGCUUGAGGGAGAAGAAUAUUGUUACUACAUUCGUACACUUCAGGUUACAAUGGGACGACAAAUGACCCGCCCCAACACUGUGGAUAUUCCUCUCGGUAAUGCCAAAUCGGUAUCCAGACAACAUGCACGCUUGUUCUAUAACUUUGCGACACAGCGUUUUGAGAUCAUGGUUUUCGGAAAGAAUGGCGCAUUUAUCAAUGAACAAUUUAUUGAACGUGGUGUCACUGUACCGUUAGAAAAUCGUACCAAGAUACAGAUAGGAGAAACGACGUUUCUGUUCUUACUUCCGCGAGUGAGCCACCCAACAUCUACGUCCACUUCGUCAUCAAGAGGAGGAGGUCCAGGAGCAGGUCCAGGAUCAGGAAACACUGAUAAUACAGGAUAUAUUUCGACGCCCCAGUUGGAAAAGUCAAACUCGGCUUCACGCUUGAAUGAUGUAGAAGACGAUCCUUCCGUAUAUGCUACAAACAAGGACGUAAAGCCGCCCUAUUCAUACGCGCAUCUGAUCGCUCAAGCUAUCAACUCUACCGAAGACAAACGCAUGGCACUACAUGAGAUAUACAAUUACAUCACGACUCAUUUUCCGUACUAUCAAAUGGCUCAGAAUGGAUGGCAGAACUCAAUAAGGCACAAUCUAUCCUUGAACAAGGCAUUUGUCAAAGUUCCCCGGGGAGAUGCUGAACCUGGAAAGGGCGCAUUUUGGACGAUUGAUCCUAAAGCAGAUAUGCAGCUCUUGACGGGCAAUGUCAACAAACGUACAAACAAGCGCCCUUCUGGCUCAGCUAAAGGGUCGCCUGCAGAUAAUGGAAGCCCGGGGAUCGAGUCGCCGCAACGGAAACGGUCAAAGAAGGAUACUUCGGAUAACGAAGAGGAGGACUCAACAAGCUCAAAAGUACAGCGACUACAAUCACCAUCUUCACCGUCAUCAACCUCGUCUCAACCUACUGUUACUCCUGCUUCAACUUCUACCGAAAAGACACCCACCGCUACGCCUGCCACUACCACCGCCAAUACUGUUACUGCUGUAUCAAACAAUACCGCUUCCACUCCAUCAUCAUCGCCAUCGCAACCCGCAAUUACAAACACCACCGUUACCUCGAUUGCUGGUGCUGCGUCUGUUGCCACCAUUACUGCUGUCAAAAAAUCAUCAUCACCCGCGCCAUCAUCUUCCACAUCAAACAGCACCGCUCCACUAAACACAGCAGCAUCGCCCGGCUCUCAGCAAAACAUUCAAGCACAGAUUCAGCUGCAACUGCAAGCUACUAUUCGACAACAUUUACUAGAUCCUAUGCGAUACCCUCUCCCACCAUCCAUUGCACAACUCUUACCCCAAGCAAUUGCACAGCUGCCUCCACACCUUGCCAACCAAUUUUCAGCUACGCUUCAAACUGCCUUAAGAGCGCAUAACAACUCAAACUCCAGCGGAACGAAUUCAUCUACACCAGCAUCAACAUCUUCAUCAACACCGCCUACAUUGGCGGCAGCAGCAGUAGCAGCCUCAGCGACUGAAAGUAUGGGAACAUUUCCUGCUGCAGCAACUACACCCGAUGCGUCACCGCCUGCACCAUCAUUACAACAGCCGCAGCAGCCCACACCCUCACCAUCCAAAGAAUCUUAACUAUCUUGUUUAUUCAAUAACUCACCUGUAAUAAAAGCUAGCUUGCUGUGGUAUGGUGAUGAGUAUAUUAGCUCCCAUUUCUUCCUACCAAUAGUUUGUUGUAAUAAAUUAAAAGAUACCGCUUCUACUCAACUGCAUUAUAUAUUUAUGAAAAUAAACAUUUACUACUACAUAUAUUCUUG